CUGACUUUGGUCUUGAGCAGAGCGGCUACAUUAAACCCCACCUGGACAUUUUGGGUUUCUUUUUUUUAAAAGCUUCAUUAUUUUUAUUUUAUUUUUUUAAAUAAAAGUCAAUCAUGAUCAGCCGAAACUUUAAGAAUGUGUUGGUGGUCUCCAUUGGAUUUCUGUCUCUGUUUACGGCUUAUGGAGGCCUGCAGAGCUUACAGAGCAGCUUGAAUGCGGAGCAGGGGAUGGGCGUCGCGUCCCUCAGCGUCAUCUACGCCGCCAUCAUCAUCUCCUCCAUGUUCCUGCCGCCCAUCAUGAUCAAAAACCUGGGCUGCAAAUGGACCAUCGUCGUGGGAAUGGCCUGCUACGUGUCCUACUCAUUCGGAAACCUCUACCCUGGAUGGUACACCCUCAUCCCAACCUCCUUCAUCCUGGGUCUGGGCGGCUCCCCUCUGUGGUCGGCUAAAUGCACCUACCUGACCAUCAGUGGGAAUGUGCAAGCUGCCAAGGACAAUAAGAAGGGUGCUGAUGUGGUCAACCACUACUUUGGGAUCUUCUUCUUCAUCUUCCAGUCAUCUGCAGUUUGGGGAAACCUGAUGUCGUCGCUGAUCUUUGGGCAGGACAGCAACAUCGCUAACAUUCCAGAGGAUAUCCUAAGCACCUGUGGAGCACAUGGUUGUGGAAUCACUCUUGAAACCAAUAGCAACAGUACCAAUGGUACCACCUCCAGCAGACCUGCACAGAAGCUGAUAUGGACGCUUCUUGGGUGCUACAUUGGUGUUGGCAUUAUAGCGAUACUCAUCAUAUCGAUAUUUCUGGACAACAUCGACCACGAGCAGACCAGCCAGUUUCGGGGGAACCGGGAACCGUUCUGCCACACGUUCCUGGCCACGUUCAGGCUGCUGAAGGACUGGAGGCUCCUGACGCUCAUCCCACUCACCAUGUACAGCGGCUUCGAGCAGAGCUUCCUCUCCGGGGAGUACACCAAAAACUACGUAACUUGCGCUUUGGGGAUCCACUAUGUCGGCUACGUGAUGAUGUGCUUCGGAGCGGCUAAUUCGCUCUGCUCCUUCCUGUUCGGGAGAAUCGCCCGCUAUACCGGAAGGGCCGCCCUCUUCUUCUUUGCCGCUGCGACCAACUUGGCCUGCAUCAUCGCCCUCCUGAUCUGGAAGCCUCAUCCUGACCAGUUGCCUGUGUUUUUCGUUUUUACCGCUCUGUGGGGUAUGGCGGACGCUAUCUGGCAAACUCAGACUAAUGCUCUUUAUGGUGUCCUCUUCCCGCGGGACAAAGAGGCUGCUUUCGCCAACUACCGCAUGUGGGAGUCGCUUGGUUUUGUCAUCGCCUUCGCCUACAGCACCUUCCUGUGCGUGGAGUAUAAACUGUACAUCGUGCUGGCUGUUCUGGUGAUAAGCAUGAUCACCUACCCCAUCGUGGAGUAUUACGAGUACAAGAAUCCUACCGAGCCCAUUGAACAGGCCGCCUAUGAGAUUCCCAAAAACAAAGCAGAUGAAGCGGGCAUCAUUAGUCAGACUUGGAUGUAGACGUGUUGACAUUUUAUUGUUUCCUUCUUGACUGCUAAUCCAGAACUCCUGCAACUGAAACUGAAAAAAAGUAAAAUAACAGUAAAAAGGUAGAAAGCCUUUACUUUUUCUUAAAUAGACGUCCUCUUGUUGGUUUUCUGGACUUUUUUUGCACUGAUAAAACCAGAUCAAAUGUCAGAAUAUAAAAUUUAACAUUAAGUUAAAAGCAGAAACUGACAUCACAAACUGAUUUUUAAUGUUUUUAAUCUUUUAAAGGUGAACCCUUGAACAGGUUAGGAUAAGUCUAUGUAUGAGCAAACAUUUUGUAGCUCCUCCUGGGUUGCUAGGUAACAGGCUGGGCUCUGUGGGGGUUGCUAGGCAACCAUGUAGCACGGUGGAAAGUUUUUGAAAUGUACUAUUUUUAAGACAAAAAAGCAUCAACUUAUUGCAGAUUUUUAUUUUUCUUAAGCGUUUGUGGGUUUUCUUUUAGUGAAUUUUGCACAUUAUGUCCUCUUUAAAAACAUUAAAUAAAAAUGUCUUUUAGUUAAAUUGAUAGGUUUUAAUGUUAUUUCUGUAAAUGUAUGUGUAUUUUUAACUAUCUGCUCAAAAACCAACAGCCUUCUUACAAUAAACUAUGUUUUUACUCCACUGUAGAUGUAAUUAAAUUUAUACUGUUUGUGUAAGUUUAAGUAAUAAAUGUGUUAAUUUG
This is a messenger RNA of Poecilia latipinna (sailfin molly), 2211 nucleotides long. It is a transcript of the gene unc93a, whose product is annotated as unc-93 homolog A. Lineage: Eukaryota; Metazoa; Chordata; Actinopteri; Cyprinodontiformes; Poeciliidae. The record is from RefSeq and is a predicted model, not a curated record. Bases 114 to 1523 code for a protein of 469 amino acids. The transcript is spliced from 8 exons.